This is a messenger RNA of Esox lucius (northern pike), 1466 nucleotides long. It is a transcript of the gene masp2, whose product is annotated as mannan-binding lectin serine peptidase 2. The record is from RefSeq and is a predicted model, not a curated record. The coding region runs from base 20 to 976 and encodes 318 amino acids. The transcript is spliced from 6 exons. NCBI's taxonomy places the organism in Eukaryota, Metazoa, Chordata, Actinopteri, Esociformes, Esocidae. Gene Ontology annotation, molecular function: calcium ion binding; serine-type endopeptidase activity.
AGGUAGUCAGACAAACGCUAUGAAAGUCCAAACCAAACAUGAUACUGCUCUUCUGGAAUUAUCUGCAGCCAAAAUGAAAAGUGUGUGUUGGGUAUCUUUCCUCAUCAUCCUGCUUCCUGUAUCACUGAGCAUGGAAAUGACAGGGUUGUUUGGCAGCUUCACAUCUCCCAAAUUUCCUCACCCAUACCCGAACAACCACCACUCAGUGUGGAACAUCUCUGUCCCAGAACACCACAGAGUUAAACUUUACUUCACCCACUUCAGUCUGGAAUCCUCUCACCAAUGCAAAUAUGAUUAUGUUGAGGUGUUUACAGAGGCAAAUGAGGCAUUGCGCUUUUGUGGUGAAUGGGAGAAAGACCAUGAGGAUACCCCUAAGAACACAGUUAUCCUGUCAGCUGGGAACAUCAUGUCGGUAGUCUUUAGAAGUGACUACUCCAAUGAGGGACGUUUCACAGGCUUUCAAGCAUUUUAUGCUUCAGAAGACAUCAAUGAAUGCCUCAGCACCAUAGAUGGGGAGUCUGUGUGUGACCAUUAUUGCCACAAUUAUAUUGGUGGCUAUUACUGCACUUGCAAGUUGGGGUAUCUGCUUCAUGGCAACAAAAGGUCUUGCACUGUGCCUUGCAGUGGUCAAGUGCUGACGAAUCGGUCAGGAGAGCUGACCAGCCCGGGUUACCCCAGUCCAUAUCCGAGAAUGAGUAGUUGUAACUACACCAUCCUCCUACCCGAGGGGUUCAGAGUGGUCCUGGACUUCCAGGAACCAUUUGACAUAGAGGGCCACCCGGAUGUUCCCUGUCCAUAUGAUGCCUUGAAGAUCUCGACUGAAGGACAAGACUAUGGCCCGUUCUGUGGGGAAUCUCCGCCUGGAAAGAUAGACACAGGCAGUUACCAAGUACACGUCUCAUUCAAGUCGGACGUCUCUGGGAAUAACAAGGGAUGGAAGAUUAAGUACACCAGCUUGGAAGUGAAAAAAGCAUAGUACAACUUAAAAUAUUAAAACAUAGCACAUGCUAGGCCAAUCGCUGAUCAUACAUAUGAUAUCAAUCUAAUUUGUCUUAAUUUAUCAAUUUAAUUUAUUACAUAGCACAAAAGGGUUUACUGGGAAGCGUACAGUAACUAACAGGCAGCUAGUGAUAAAAGUACUGUAUUAUUAUUUUUGAAAUAAAGUGUUACUAACUAUACGAUUGGUUCAGUUCACUUCCAAUCAAUCAAGUCAUAUUUUUUGCACUGACUUGUGUUCAGAUUUAGGGUUCAUGGCAAUUUUCAUAAGGGCAACUGUGUUGUAUUGCUAAAAAUCGACUAUGAAGUUUAAAUUGGAUAUCUUUGGUCAUAUUGUGUCACCAAGUGUCACAAUGUUAGAAUUUCGUCAGGUAAAUAGAGAGAAAAAAUAUAUAAAGGAAUGCAUGUAUUGUUUUUCAACCUAUGCAGAACCCCCCAGGCAUUCUCUCCAAGACGCCAAAAGUGCAACA